Molecule: messenger RNA, 1392 nt
Organism: Camelina sativa (false flax)
Lineage: Eukaryota; Viridiplantae; Streptophyta; Magnoliopsida; Brassicales; Brassicaceae
Source: RefSeq, a predicted model, not a curated record
AUGGAGAAUAAUGAAGAUAUGAAUUCACAACCAGAGCUAUUAAUUGAUGGAACCAAGAGUUAUAUGUAUGAACAAAUGUGGAAUAUAUGUGCUGGACCUUUGUGUGAUCUUCCAAAGCCCGCAGAAAAGGUUUAUUACUUUCCUCAAGGGCAUAUUGAGCUUGUUGAGACAUCAACAAGAGAAGAGUUCGAUGAGAUGAGGCCAAAUACUAAUCUGCCUUCGAAGUUUCUAUGUCGUGUAAUUGCUAUUCAGCUUAAUGUGGAAAAAAAUACAGAUGAAGUUUAUGCUCAAAUUUCUUUGAUGCCGGAUACAAAUGAAGUUGUAAUCCCAAUUACUAAUGAUAGUAGUCGAAAGCCAAAGGUUUGUUCUUUUACUAAAGUCCUAACGGCGUCAGACACUAGCACACAUGGUGUAUUAUCUCUUCCUAAAAAACAUGCCAUUGAAUGUCUUCCACCGCUGGAUAUGUCUCAACCAGUGCCUACACAAGAACUUGUCCUAAAAGAUCUUCAUGAUAAUCAAUGGAAAUUUAAACAUACCUUCAGAGGUACACCGCAGAGGCAUCUAUUCACCACUGGUUGGAAUGCGUUUGUAACAUCAAAAAAAUUAGUUGCUGGAGACCAUUUCAUUAUCCUUAGAAGAGAGAAUGGAGAACUGCUAGUUGGCAUUAGACGAGCGAAGUACGAAAUAGACCACAUACCUUCAUCUGUAAUAUCAGCGCAAUGUAUGCUACAUGGAGUCAUUGCUUCUGUAGUAAAUGCAUUCAAUACAAAUUGUAUGUUCAUUGUGGUUUACAAGCCAAGGUCAAGUCAAUUUGUUGUUAGAUAUAACAAAUUUGAAGAUGCAUUGAAGAAUAAGUUUAAUUUCGGGUCGAGAUUUAUGAUGCGGUUUGAGGGUGAGAAAUUUUCUGAAAAAAGAUACUCUGGGAUUGUUAUUGGUGUAAAAGAUUUGUCCCCACAUUGGAAAAAUUCAGAAUGGAGAAGCCUACAGGUGCAAUGGGACGAGGUAUCACCAUUUCCAAAACCAAAUAACGUAUCAGCGUGGGAAAUUGAACCUUUAGUACCUUCAUCAAAUAAUUUCCAGUCAACUUUGCUCCAGAAAAAAAGCCCUUGUCAAACGGGUUCAUCAUCAUCGAUUGUUUUGACUGACAACAAAAUUGGACAACCGAACAUGAGUUCUCCAGAGAAUGCUCCUCAGCUUUGUGAUCAUGACGUAGUUGAUGAUUCCAAGGUUUCUUAUGGUUCACUAAUGAGUUACAGAGUCCCAACCAUGCCCAACCCGAACUGUGCUAACGACCAAAUUGUUCAACCAGUGCAAGAAAAUAUAACUACCGAUGCAACCACUAGUUGCAUGUUGUUUGGAGUUGAUCUUCUGGCCACACCCUCAAAAAAAUGA